AUGCUACCAACAGUAGCUGAUGAGGACGGGAUUGAUCCAAUAAAUGCUGUUGGGCGUGGUUUGGAUCCUAAUUUCUAUGUAGGUGACAAAGGCGGUGCUCUGUGGAAGAGUCUUUGCAUGGUUGAAGGAAAUGAUGUUAAGAACAAAACAGUUGUAGAUAAAUUCCAUAUAAAGCAAGAUAUCUGUUGUCAUCAAAAAUACUUCAGUUCAACGCAAGACAAGGUCAAGUUUGACAAUUUAAUGAUGGAUGCCAUGAACGCAGCUACUUCUGUCCAAGCAGAAGCAGCAGAGAAAGCCUUGGACAGCCUCUCUCUCCUUCUGAUUCCUCUAUACUAG
Messenger RNA from Paramuricea clavata, 336 nucleotides. The record is from the annotation of a GenBank genome assembly. NCBI's taxonomy places the organism in Eukaryota, Metazoa, Cnidaria, Anthozoa, Malacalcyonacea, Plexauridae.